This is a messenger RNA of Dendroctonus ponderosae (mountain pine beetle), 1548 nucleotides long. RefSeq names its product odorant receptor 30a-like. The transcript is spliced from 5 exons. Gene Ontology annotation, molecular function: odorant binding; olfactory receptor activity. The record is from RefSeq and is a predicted model, not a curated record. Gene Ontology annotation, cellular component: plasma membrane. Gene Ontology annotation, biological process: sensory perception of smell; detection of chemical stimulus involved in sensory perception of smell. NCBI's taxonomy places the organism in Eukaryota, Metazoa, Arthropoda, Insecta, Coleoptera, Curculionidae. Bases 359 to 1501 code for a protein of 380 amino acids.
CUAAGUAUUGUCUUCUUGAACCUCUUUAAUGAGUAAUUAAAUUGCGUUGGAAAGUUUAGUGUUACUUGGAGUUUUGGUCGCAUGCUUUAUUGAUGGGAACGUACAUGGCAGCCCAAUUUUCACACUAAAAACGGCUCAAAUCUGCCAUAGUUGAAGAUUUUUUUCGAGUUCAAAUUGGACUUUUACUGGCUGGAAAUGGGGCUCGUUGGGGGCCAGUUCAGGCAAAAAUUUUGAGCAGUGAUUCGAUGGUCGGUUAUUUGGGCCUCUGAUGCUCCCGCUAGGGGAUGGAUGAAUAUUUCAAGCCCCAUUAGUUCCAGGGGGUUGGGAUCAAUUCAAAUGAGUGCAGUUUGCAAGAAUCAUGGCAAAGAGCAUUGUGGGCAUCACAAGAGUUUUUAUGAUAAUCAUCGGACUGUGGAAGCUGCGGCUUUUCCAAGAUCCGCUCAAGCAGCAGACUUAUCAAGUGUACUCCAUUGGAAUCAAGACGGUUUUGUUUGCCAUUGGAGCCUCCUCCACUUUUCGAUUUUUCCAGCUCUUGAAUGAAGACAAUCCGAACUCCACCAUCGUUUACUCCGCUCUCACCAUCAACAUCUUAAUCUACUUGAUGAGUGCCAGUGUGAUCGUUUUCCUCAAGUGUGGAAUUCCCGAUGUUUUUGCCGAAAUUCUUCUGGAGGAAACGCGGGCGCUUAACUCGGAAGAUGAGGAAAUCAGACAGUGCUACUUGGGCCAGGCCGGAUACUAUCAAUUCACCUCCAUCUGCCAGAUUUUCGGCGCAGUUUCUUCGGCAGUGGUUUUCGUCUCUUUGAACGUCUACAAUAAGGCGAAUGGCUUUUUCCAGGAGCAGGAGGUUUUCAUGUAUCAGCUGUGGUUGCCUUUCGAUCCAGAUAAGCAUUUUGUGGCCGUGCUCCUCAUCAAUUUCCUCGUGCUUUUCGUGGCCGUCAGUUGCAAUGUAGCUUCAAGGGUGAUCAUCCAGACCCUGAUCAUUUUCGCCAUCUCGCAGCUGCGGAUCUUGCAAAUUCUCCUCAGAAAGGUGUUUUCCCAGGACGAAACUCAGCUGAAGAGGCUGAUUAGGAAGCACCAAAAGCUCAUUAGGUUUGUGGAAUUUUUGAAUGAUUCCCUGAAGAACCUCAUCUGGAUUGAGUACAUGAUCAACACCGUCAGUGUGGCGGCAGGCCUUUUGCAUAUUAUAACGGCUUCAACACUUUUUGAACGCGUUUACUCCUCCUUUCAUUUUGUGCUCUUAACCGUGCAAGUUUUCGUCCUGGCUUGGAGUGCGAAUGAAAUCAACAUACAGAGUACCAAAGUGGCCCACGCGGCCUUCUACAGCAACUGGAUCGAUCAGACAGAGCAAACGAAGAAAAUCAUCCACAUUAUCAUAAUGCGCGCUCAGAAGCCUCUGGUGUUGAAAAUCGGCAUGUUUCGCCCCAUGAAUGCUGAGUCUGCGGUCAUUACCAUGAAAGGGGCCUACACCUACGCCUCAGUAAUGCUUCAGAAGUACUCGUAAAAAACUGCUUUCUGGCUUAGUUGGAAUGUGAAAUUUUCUAAUGUAGU